Liolophura sinensis is the source of this 880-nucleotide messenger RNA. Its product is annotated as ciliary microtubule-associated protein 3-like. Gene Ontology annotation, molecular function: cytoskeletal protein binding. The record is from RefSeq and is a predicted model, not a curated record. The transcript is spliced from 6 exons. Lineage: Eukaryota; Metazoa; Mollusca; Polyplacophora; Chitonida; Chitonidae. Gene Ontology annotation, biological process: regulation of cell projection organization. Bases 125 to 712 code for a protein of 195 amino acids.
GAAAAUCUGACAGUCGUACAUGUAUUUCUUGUUUCAAAACCUUGCUCUUGGAAAUCAUGUGAAAGGUUGUGGACAGAAUUUGCGACUGGGUGUCACAGUGUAUUUAUUCCAACCACUGUGAGUCAUGGAUGCGGUCGUCUCAAAAAAGCCAAAGGUUGCGUUCAACACCACAAUGAACCGUGAGAUGUUUCCUCAUGAAAUGCCACCCAAUCGGUUUGGAAAUGAACUUAUUCCAAUCCGAGGGGCACCACACAGAGGACCUGGAUGUUAUGAAAAUGAGGACAAAACUAACUUUUGGUACCAAAUUGAGAACAAAAUCAACAGUACAAAGGGCUACACACUUGGGGCCAGAACAGCUAAAAGGGGACCACCGCUAAAGGCUUUUUUGACACCCAGCCCUAUGGCUUACCAGACGGAUCGUACUGAGCCCAGGGUGUUCACGAAAUCCUUCAAACCAUUUAAUGUGGCUGCAGACAGAUUCCAAGUGUUCAAGAGGGAUCUCACAGAGGUUAUGCCAGGGCCAGGUACAUACGAGCAGGACAUCCCGUGCUCUCGGCAGGUACAGUGGCACCAGUCCUUUGGGGGAGCUCCCAUCAUGUUACCAGAUGUACAGGUUAAGAGCACCAUUGAGAAAAACACAGAUAAGCUUUACAGUACAAAAGAAGAGAAGAAAUAUCACAGAAAAUUGGCUUACCUGAAGUUGUAUUAUUAAGACAAAGCAAAAUGACUUUUUCCCACCCUUGUUUAUAACAUGUACAUACUUGUAACACCAUUGAAGGCUGGUCCUGCUUUACGUGUGGCAUGGUUUGUAAAUACUCCAUUGUUGUAUAUAGAUAUCUGUUUAUUUAAAUUAAUGAAGAUUUCUAUAAAUAAAUGAAAU